This is a messenger RNA of Hyaena hyaena (striped hyena), 1410 nucleotides long. RefSeq names its product mitochondrial ribosomal protein S9 (gene MRPS9). The transcript has 11 exons. Gene Ontology annotation, molecular function: RNA binding; structural constituent of ribosome. NCBI's taxonomy places the organism in Eukaryota, Metazoa, Chordata, Mammalia, Carnivora, Hyaenidae. Bases 36 to 1223 code for a protein of 395 amino acids. Gene Ontology annotation, cellular component: mitochondrial small ribosomal subunit; ribosome. Gene Ontology annotation, biological process: translation. The record is from RefSeq and is a predicted model, not a curated record.
UCCUCACCCUCCCGCCUGGGUCUCCUGCUGCCAGUAUGGCGGCUCCCUGUGUCUCCUGCGGCGCAGCGGUUUUCUACCGGAUCUUUCUCGGAGGUAGGGUUAGCCUUGCCCGCAGACAAGGCGUCUGGAAGGCCGCGGCUGCAGAGUUGCAGAUAGGUGCCGGGUCCCAGAUAUUAAGGCUGAGACACACCACAGGUGUAACAACAAAGAAAAAUGUUGCAGCCUUAAGACGUGAAACCUACACAGUGGAGUUUAUUAAAAAGCAGAUUGAAGAGUUCAACAUAGGAAAGAGACACUUAGCCAACAUGAUGGGAGAAGAUCCCGAAACUUUUACGCAGGAGGAUAUUGAUAGAGCUAUUGCUUACCUUUUUCCAAGUGGUUUGUUUGAGAAGCAAGCCAGGCCCAUAAUGAAGCAUCCUGAACAGAUUUUUCCAAAACAAAGAGCGAUCCAGUGGGGAGAAGAUGGCCGUCCAUUUCAUUUUCUCUUUUAUACUGGCAAACAGUCAUAUUAUUCAUUAAUGCAUGAAGCAUAUGGAAAGCUACUAGAUAUAGAAAAACGUCAGAAUCAGUUGCAAGCCAAAGGUCUAUUUUCAGAAAACACUAAAACAAAAGACCUGAUUGGCAGCAGAUGGCUGAUUAAGGAGGAACUAGAAGAAAUGUUAGUGGAAAAACUGUCAGAUCAAGAUUAUGCACAGUUCAUCCGGCUGUUAGAAAGGUUAUUGACAGUGCAGUGUGGUGCCGAGGAAGAAUUUGUGCAGCAGUUUCGUAGGAGUGUAACCAUUCAAUCAAAAAAACAGCUGAUUGAACCUUUGCAGUAUGACGAGCAAGGAAUGGCCUUCAGCACAAGUGAAGGUAGAAGAAAGAGUGCAAAAGCAGAAGCCAUUGUUUAUGAGCAUGGAAGUGGAAGAAUAAAAGUAAAUGGAACCGAUUAUCUGCUUUACUUCCCAGUGACGCAGGACAGAGAACAGUUGAUGUUCCCUUUCCACUUCCUGGACCGGCUUGGAAAACAUGAUGUGACCUGCACCGUGUCGGGUGGUGGGCGGUCUUCGCAAGCUGGAGCCAUACGCUUGGCAAUGGCAAAAGCUUUGUGCAGUUUUGUCACCGAGGAAGAGGUCGAGUGGAUGAGACAAGCUGGACUGCUGACCACCGACCCACGUGUCAGAGAGCGGAAGAAGCCGGGCCAGGAGGGAGCCCGCAGGAAGUUCACCUGGAAGAAGCGCUGAGCGCCCUUGCAUGGGCCAGGCCAGGAGAUGCCGCGCAUGUGUGCCCGCAUGCGGCAGACAUCCGAGAAAGUUUUGCCAGCCACCGGGAGGGCAGCACUUUUUGGGCGUUUGAGUUGUGGGGAUGAUUUAUUUUUAAAUGCUACUUUGUAAAGGUUACCUUGUAAAUAAAAUUUUUAAAACAUGUUUA